This is a messenger RNA of Aspergillus wentii DTO 134E9, 3363 nucleotides long. Its product is annotated as hybrid sensor histidine kinase/response regulator. NCBI's taxonomy places the organism in Eukaryota, Fungi, Ascomycota, Eurotiomycetes, Eurotiales, Aspergillaceae. The transcript has 6 exons. Gene Ontology annotation, molecular function: protein binding; phosphorelay sensor kinase activity. Gene Ontology annotation, biological process: phosphorelay signal transduction system; phosphorylation. The coding region runs from base 1 to 3363 and encodes 1120 amino acids. The record is from RefSeq and is a predicted model, not a curated record.
AUGUUUCACGGCAAUGCAACUCUUUCCACCGAUAUAACACUUACUGCUCUGGCACAACUUGGAGUCUACCGCUUCAACUGUAAUCGGUCAUUCGUGACCCUAAUUGACAGUCAUGAGAAGCAGGUCCUUGCGGAAGCAACUGCUUCCAUUUCCUUGCGUAACGAAAGGAAACAUGCCAGCGGGGACGGUUUAUAUAUGGGGAUCACCUCUCUCAGCCCAAACUCAGACCUAUUCUCACGUACUGUCAAGCUAUCCAAUACCGAAGACAAGUCAGAUACGAUAGAAACCCAACAAGUUGUAGCCCAAGAAACCAGCUACGUCGCGUGUGACCUUUCCCAGAUGGAAAAUUUUGAGGGGAUGUCCUCUGUGGACCAGUGGUCCCAUAUCCGAUUUUACGCCGAAGUUCCGUUACACAGUCCCUCAGGUUCUAUACUCGGCACAUUUUGCAUCAUCGACAAUAAACCACGUACUGCGUUUGGUGGUGACGAUAUCGCUUCAUUACAGGAGAUUGCGGAUUCGAUUGCACACCACCUCGAAACUUCCAGAAUUGCACGCUGCCAUAGUAAAGCCGAUCGUCUUAUGAAUGGACUCACAAGAUUUUCUAAAGGCCGGACAGACUCGAAGGGCUUCGAAGAUAUCGCGAAAGAUCAACUAGAAGAGCAAGGCUCUCCCCUACGUGGGUCUAUCUCGGAUUUCACUUCUGUCGAAUCCCACGAUACAACGGACCGGGCCUCUGUGUCAACAGCACCUACCGAUGAAGUGUCUCCAUUUUUUCAGAAGCAUGGACCUCCCCAAAGCCCAGGUCAAACACCUGUCCCCUUGCACGGACAGGGUUUCUUCAAUAUCCCGAUACCGAUGACACCUUUGUCUGAAAAAUUACAUGAUAAUCAAUUCAGCGGCGAGGAACGGACAGAUGUGCCUAGUAGAAGCACUUUUGUAUCUGUGUCAGAGGCAUCUGGUAUCUCUCAACGUCUCGCAUCGGUGUUUUCCCGUGCAAGUGAUCUACUCAGGGAAUGCAUGGAGUUGGAUGGAGUAGCUUUUUUAGACGCGGCCCGACGAAGCUCUCGAAGCAGUGAUUUGGAGGGGCUACCCAAAGCCGCCCAUUCUGGCAUGAAUUCUCCACAACCAGCAAGCCUUUCGUCUGACGGAUUCUCGGAGAAUUCGGAAAGACUAUGCGAACCCUUGGGUUUCUCAGUCGUGGAGGAUUCGAACGGAGCCAUUAGCAACAUCCCGAGAUUUGGAAUAACAGAAUCAUUGUUGCGUGAUAUGCUAAUCGCGUUCCCCCACGGUCAAGUCUUUAACUUUGAGGAGUCCUCACAGGGUGGCUACGCGUCGAUGCCCACCCAACAGGAAAUAUGUACAGGGCUUGCAGAGCACCUUCCAGAGGCGAAAUCUGCUCUCUUCCUUCCAUUAUGGGACUGGAAUAAAUCCCACUGGCUGGCUGGGGCUAUCAUGUGGACACGUGACAGCGAGCGACCGUUGGGAAUGGAGGAGCUGCAUUAUCUGAAGGUGUUUGGGGAUUCCAUCAUUGCCGAGGUAGCGAGGGUCGAUUGGGCCAGCACGGAGAAGUCCAAGUCGGACUUUAUCUUAUCUGUCAGUCACGAACUCCGCUCUCCGCUGCAUGGAAUGCUUGCCAGUGCGGAGUUGUUGCAGUCGACGCCUCUGCAGCCGGGCCAACAGGAAAUGGUGAAGAUGGUUGAAACAUGCGGCCUGACCUUGUUGGAUACCAUGAAUUACCUGCUUGACUUUACAAAAAUCAACCAUCUGACGGCAAGCCGAAAGAAAAACACAAACGGCCAAUUAUCGAGAUUGACUAACCUGGUAACGGUAUUUGAUUUGGAUGCAUUAAUCGAGGAUGUCACCAACUCGUUAUACGCUGGUCACCAGUUCCCAAAGCACGCGUCGCAGUUUGGGGGUCGAUAUCUGCCCGCUGGAUUUGGAGGAAAGGCAUCAGCAGUCGACUCCCAUAUUUCGGAUGCACUAUCUGUGAUUGUACGCUUUGAAGACCAAAAAGCAUGGAAAAUGGAAUCGGUGUCUGGGGCGUGGAGAAGGAUCGUGAUGAAUCUUGUCGGGAAUGCCCUCAAGUUCACCAAGGCGGGUUUGAUUGAAAUUUCCUUGUCUAGGGUUGAAAGAUGCGACUCGAAACCCCUCGCUCACCUAUCGGUGAAGGAUACAGGACGAGGAAUCUCACCUGAUUUCCUGGAGGACAAGCUUUUCACUCCAUUUUCACAGGAGGAUAUUCUGUCGGAGGGCGUCGGACUCGGCCUCAGCAUCGUGGACCAGCUUGUGACCUACCUUGGCGGACACAUUGACGUGGAGAGUGAACUUGGCGUUGGUACCAAGGUUGACGUGUAUAUCCCAGUUCAGAUGGUCUCUGCCGGAGCCGAUCCUUCACCCACACAGAGCCCUCCUGGAAAGGAUGUGAGCAAAGUUUGUCUGGUUGGAUUCAAUGGCUACCUUGAUUUGAAAGAAUCACAUACGGGGACCUUGACAGCACAGGCCAAACGAAAGCUUGCUACCAAAAGCUUUCUCAGUGACGUGUUUCUGACCAAGCCGGGCUGGACGGUAUCUUUUGCCGAUUCAUUUGAAAAGGCGUCGGGUGAUAUUGCGGUCAUUGAUGAAGCGACACUGAAGCGGCUCACGAGAGAUGGUGCUAUCCAUACACAAUUCAAGACUGUGGUUGUUCUUGGUGGAUAUGGUGUGACUAUUAACGCCAGCCGCGCCAUAGCCAACGCAGAAGUCAUCCAAGUGGCUCAGCCAUUGGGCCCUCGGAAGAUUUUUGACACAUUGAAGACCAUACCCACUUCUCCUAGAAUAGAGAGCAUGCGCAGUCCUGCAUUGAGCCGCCCAUCCACUCCGGGCCCCUUGAAGUCGACGAAAGUCCCAUAUCCAUAUGCAUCAGCAUUAGCCGGGGCAUUUGAGUCGCCACCAAUGGCGAGGGAAAAUCUUUGUGAAUUUCCGACCAAGACUGAGAAACCGGUCGACCAUAAGACAUUGCAUGUGUUGGUUGUGGAUGACAAUGAUAUCAACAUGAAGAUUUUGGCCACAUUCAUGCGUAAGAUCGGCUGCAGCUAUGAGACCGCAACGAAUGGUCUGAUCGCAUUGGAAAAGUACCAGAACUCAAAGCGAAGAUUUGACUAUGUGUUGAUGGAUCUCUCAAUGCCGGUCAUGGAUGGCAUUAUCUCCUCGACCAAGAUCCGCGAGUAUGAGCAACAGCACGGCCUACCGCGCACCACCAUCAUGGCGGUAACGGGCGUGGCAUCGGCGACGAUGCAGGAAGAAGCCUAUGCGGCUGGAAUUGACGAUUACCUGGUGAAACCGAUUUCACUUCACGAACUUAAACGAAUUAUGAAAGUUUCAUGA